ACAAAUCAAAGCACAGCUCGUCCAUUGCUAUGCUAGUGAGUUUGCGUAACAAAGUGUAGCUGGGGGUUUUCACAGGAGCACACAAUAACAACCAUGGCUGAAGUUGAGGAGACGCUGAAGAGAAUCCAGACUCAGAAAGGAGUGCAAGGAAUCAUCAUCGUCAACUCUGAGGGCAUUCCUAUUAAAACAACCUUGGAUAACUCGAGUACAGUGCAGUAUGCAGGCCUACUCCAUCAGCUGGUGAUGAAAGCACGGAGUACAGUGAGGGACAUUGACCCACAGAAUGACCUGACUUUCCUCCGAGUUCGCUCCAAGAAGAAUGAGAUUAUGAUUGCUCCAGAUAAGGAUUAUUUCCUGAUAGUCAUUCAGAACCCCACAGAGUGAAAACGCUAUUUAUAACUGUAUAGCUUUUUAUUUAAACUACACCCUUUUAUUUUUCUGCAGAAAAUAGUUUUGUUUAUUAAGUAUCCAUGUAAGUUUAUAGUUAAUAUCAUACAAUCCGACACUAAUAGACAAUAUGGUCUCUGUCAAACAUUAGUGACAUGCAAAGUACAUUUAUAAUGUUAUUCAUCAUUCCAGUAUUAUUUUUCAGAAUGUGUUUAAUCCCCUUAAGUUAUUGUCCUUUUAAUGUUUUAAUUUUUUUAUGCCAAUGCUCAAUUAAUUUCUCACCAUUAAGGUAAAGGAGAAACUAAAUAUAGUUGUUUUUUCUAUCUGUCAUAAGCAAAAAUAAACCCACCGUGUCCAAACCAGUGUUUCAACAGUUCUUUAGUUAAGGUCCAUCAGCAGCUACAGCAAAAGUGUAAGUCAGCUUCUUGACUGUGAAAAUGGAACUUUCAGAUAACUACAGAACUAUCUCGUACUGCUUAAUGGUAAUGUUUAUUAGACAAUUGAACAACAAUUGUUAUGGGAAGGUUGCAAGGAGAAAGCCACUAAUCUCCAAAAGAACAAGAAGGAUAAUGGAAGAAUUAAAAAAAAAAAGUCAAAGUCCUGACCUUAAUCCUACUGAAAUGUUGUGGAAGGAUCUGAAGCAAGCAGUUUAUUUGAAGAAACCUAGCAUCACAGAGAUUAAACUGUUGUGUAUAAAGUUGGCCAAAACAUUUUCAAGGUGAUGUGCAGAAAUGGUCAGUAGUUACCAGUUUGUGGUACUUAUUGCUGUGCAAGGGAGUCACUUUGCUUCAAAUCAAAAUUGUACAUGCUUUUGCCACACACGCACACAAUUUUUGUUUUCCUCAAUAAAUUAAUGACCAAUUA
Clarias gariepinus (North African catfish) is the source of this 1251-nucleotide messenger RNA. It is a transcript of the gene dynlrb1, whose product is annotated as dynein, light chain, roadblock-type 1. Gene Ontology annotation, biological process: microtubule-based movement. The coding region runs from base 94 to 384 and encodes 96 amino acids. The transcript is spliced from 4 exons. Gene Ontology annotation, molecular function: dynein intermediate chain binding. NCBI's taxonomy places the organism in Eukaryota, Metazoa, Chordata, Actinopteri, Siluriformes, Clariidae. Gene Ontology annotation, cellular component: cytoplasm; centrosome; cytoplasmic dynein complex. The record is from RefSeq and is a predicted model, not a curated record.